Babesia ovata is the source of this 7197-nucleotide messenger RNA. RefSeq lists its product as uncharacterized. The transcript is spliced from 2 exons. Bases 1 to 7197 code for a protein of 2398 amino acids. The record is from RefSeq and is a predicted model, not a curated record. NCBI's taxonomy places the organism in Eukaryota, Apicomplexa, Aconoidasida, Piroplasmida, Babesiidae.
AUGCAUCAACAUCCAAUACAUGCUCCCUGUUUUUACUUUCAAUAUCCUCGUAAAAUACGCGGCACACUCAAAGCACCAACAAAAAGGACUGACAAAGCCAAUAACACCCUCCUUGAACAACUUAAAGGUCUGAAUAAAUGGACUAUCCAAGCGGAAGAUAUCCGUCAGGCUGCCGAGGACAAGGCCAAGGAAGCCUACGACAAGUUGAAGGUUAAUGAGAAGCUGGAUGAGAAUGUUCAGAAAAUUGUUAAAGCCAAUGAGGCAAUUAAAGAUGUUCAUGAGAAGCUUGGUGGUCAUCUUAGUAGUUUGGGAGCGUGGAAUGCGGAGGCCAGUAAAGUGCUUGCCGGGGCGAUUGAAAAGGCAACGGAAGUUCAUGAUGCGUUGGAUGUAUACAAUUCAGGUAAAGGGCAGUUGAAGACACAAAUUGGUAAUAUUGAAACAUAUAAUAAGGCAAUUAAAGAGGCAAAUGAACAACUUGAGAAAGAAGUUCAGAAUUUAGGCAAGUGGAACACCGCCGCCAAGGAUGUUAUUGGCAAGGCGGAUGGGAAGUGUAAUACAAUUUUGGAUAAAGUUAAGACAGAAGACAGCGCUGGAAAAGAUACAAUUUUUGAGCAAGCUGAAUUGUUACAUGAGAAAGGAAAAGAGCUUUUGGACUCUGCCAUUAAGGCCAAGGAUGCUGUUGAGUCCAAAGUCACCAAGGCCCUUGAGGCUGUUGUGGAGAUGGACACAUCCCUCAAGAAGGAUUUGAAGAAAGUUAAGGAGGGGAUUAAGAUAGGAAUAGACCAUGUGAUUAAGACGUUGCAAGUUAAUGAGUUGGAUGAGAAAGUGAAGAAUGAUUUGGAGAGUUUAAGGGGAAAGAUUGAGGGGCUUGGCAAGGAUGUGGAGAGUAAUGGUCUUGUUAAAGCUCAGUUGGAAAAACUUGCGGAAGAGAAGAAAAAUCUUGAAACAGUAACUGGCAAGACAACUGGCACAAUUGAUAAGGAAAUGGGUCAACUUGAAAGUAAGUUUAAUACUUACAUCAAGACUCCGCUUAACCUUCAAGUCACUGAAGUUGACACGGCGAUUGGGACGCUUGGCGGGAAGUUUGAGUUGAGUGGCGGAAGUGAAAAGAAACUUGAAGAGAUUUUUAAACAGAUUAAAGGAAAGCUUGGGGAGAUUAAGGGGGAGGCAGGAAUGUUUGCUCCAAAUGGUACAUGGGAAAGUAAUAAUAUGGGCUCAGGCCUGGAUGGUAUUAAGAGUAAGGUGCAUAAUUAUGCGCAGGCCUUUAGUGGAGAUAGAUUCGCGGAUAUCGUGAAGGGCUGGCUGGAAGCCACAAUCUUGAGGUACAACGGCACCGUGCGGAGGAUACUCAAUAUGAAGCAGGAGUUUGAUGAGACGAGGAAGGACGGUAAUAUCGAGGACUUCGCAAUUGGAAUGAAAGAGAAGCUUAAAACAGAUGUUAUUGGUAUAGCCACAGACGCUUUCCAAAAUGUUAAUAUCGUCAGCGGCAGCAUUACUGAAAAUAUAAAAGCUGUCCAACAGCUUUGCAAUGGGCUCGCCAACGCGCUUGAUGAAGAACUGUAUAGUGGCACAAAACAAACAGUCAAGCGUGUAAAGGAUGUCGCGCUGCAGAAGGGGCAACUCGUCGCUAAGAUUCAAAGCUGCAUCUGCGAGUGCGAUAAUUGCAACAAGCAGGAUUGUGGCAAAAAGGCCGCCGCUGAAUUGAUCCUCUGCGCGCUCACCUCUACAGCCCGGCAGGUUGGCAACGAACUGAAUUCAGUGUUCCUCAGUCCCGACGGUGCCAACAUCGCAUCCAUCCUGGACAAGAUCACUCCGAUUGCUAAGGAACUUGAUGACAAGCUUCACAAUUCCCUUCCUCCCCCCGGCCAAAAGGAAAGCCCCGCCAAAGCCGUGGACAGUAAGUUGGAGGCGGUGAGGAAUAUGGUAGAGAAAGACAAACUUAUUACCACGUUUAAAAGUGAAGUCACAAAAGAACUUACAGAAGCGGUUAAAGGUCUUCCCAACGCCGUUGAGACUUUCAACUCCACCGCCGAAGAGCAGAUCAAGGCCGCGGCCAGAACGGCGAUCACCAAGGCGGCGGAGCAGAUUAGUAAGAAUGGUGCUGCAAUUGUGCUUGGUGAUAAUCUCAUGAACGAAUUCCACACUACCCACGAACAAAUUACAAAAAAUCUCGAAGACACUCUCAAGCAGCGAGUUGACGACCACAUCGGGGAUGAUCAGCCAGGUGGUCAAGGUGUUCAACCAAAGAAAUUCAUACUUGUUAAACAACAUUUUGGCAGUUAUGAUUCUCACGUCAAGCAAGAUAAGAUUAAAGCCCUUAAUGGCAGUGGAACUCUACAAGGCACUUCAGAUGAAGGCCACCUCCCCAAGGCCAUCGGGGACAUCAGGACUCUGGGACUGGAGGCGCUUGAAGAGACUAUUGGUGUGACGGCCAAGGAGCCAGAUAAAAUUGACGAUAAUACAUUCACCACUCCGGCCUGGCUAAUUACCCAAGAACUCGAAGGAAUUGCCCAAUUGGUUAACACUAAGAAUUCUUCGCUGGGCCAACAGCAGGGUGAUGAAGGUAUCCAGCAGCACUUGCAAAAAUUGAAAGAAGCUCUUGACCAGAAAGGAUUUAAUGACGCCGAUAAUCAAGGCCUCGAAGCAAUCGAGACGGCGAUUAACACUCUGCAAACAGAGACGUAUGGUCCCAAGAGCAGUGCAAUUGAGGGAGCCGUCGACCAAAUUAGGGGGGAGCUUAAGAAGCUCAGGGAGAAGUUGAAGAAAGAGCAAAAUGGUGGGACAAAAGAUGGUGUUAUUGACGUGUUGGAUGAUUUGAAGACUGCCGGUGUCGAAGGUAAAAAUGGUUGGAAAGGCACUCAGGGUCUGACGAAAAUCCAGCAGGGAAUUCAGGAGCAGAAUACUGAAUUGGGCAAACAGCCUGAAAUAAUCACUAACGCCAUCAGCGCAAUCAGGGAUCAACUGUUUCAGUUAGGAAUAAAGUUGAAUAAGCCCUUCGACUACGAUGACGUUUUGGACAAAUUGAUUCAGUUGCAAAGGAAGCUUGGCACAGCGGACGCCCAAAAUUAUGGUGUCAAUCUAAAGAAAAUCUACGAUGAAAUUCAUUGGCAACAAAUCAGUACAUUCACCCACAAACCCUACGAAAUUCAGGCAGCCAACUCAGCAAUCAAAGCGGAACUCAAAGCGCAGAUGAGCACGCUGGACAACGACGUCAUUACAACAUUGAACGACUUGAUGACCAAUGGGCUGAGUAAUCAGGCAAGUUGGAAGCCUAGUGGACAGGAAGCAGCAAAGGGCUUUGACCAUAUUAUUAGUGAGCUCAACACUCAACAAAGUACGCUGGAACAACAACCCACUGCAAUCGGCAGUGGCGUUACCCAAAUCACCAAUGAGAUUGACGAGCUGAGGAGUGAGUUGCAGGGUAAGGAUGACACUGAGCCAAAAGAAAAAGGUGUCAUUAAUAACUUAAAACAUCUGGAAGAGAAAAUUGGAGAAGGCAAAAAUGAAGGUCUUGAAAAAAUUAAGAAAGACAUUGAAGAGCUCAAUAGGGACACAGUCCCCAAGGUCAACGAACAUCUCGGUGAACUGUGCGCCAAGAUUGCGAGCGAAGCCGGCAGUGUCGACUGGCAGUUGGGGCUUUUCAAAGAAAAUAACAUCGACAAAGACCUCGCAAAAAUCAAGACACAAAUUGACACCCUCCGCACCGGUGACCUCCACAAGGCCAUCGAGGCGUGCGACAAGUUCCUCACCAACGCCGAUUACAUAAAAUGGGAGAAAGUAGAAAACAUUGAACGCUUCGUAGACAGUGAGAUUGAAAAGGCAAUCGCGGAGCUCACCAAGCAGGCCCGCCGGGACUACGUGGCGUCCGCGAAGGACGCCCUGAAACACUUCGCCGCCAGGGUGGCCGACGCGCUGCAGGGGCUGCCGGAGGAGAUCGCCGCCGACUUGGCGAUAGGGUACAAGGGCUUUAUGGCCAAGAUGCAAGAUGACUUUGUCAAGAACAUUCAAGAAAAUGACUUCACGCAAGACAGUCCCCCGCUCACCCAGGUGGCGGAGCGACUCGGCGACGCCGCACGUGCCUUCUUCCCCCAACUGCUCAGGCAGGCGGACAUGUUCAGGGGGAUAUUCCCCAGAGCCCUGAUGACCGACGAGCAGAUUCGGCAGUUGGAGGCGGCGAAGCGACGCAACGACCACGACGCAAUUGCCAGGAUCUACAAGGCGCUUCCACAAGGGGAGUGCGAGGAGACGUCCGCCGACAAGUUCCCUCCCAACCUGGCCGCAGUGACGGCGCUGAUGGAGUCCUUCGACGCCCUGGUGCAGCACAUCGAGGCGGUCGGACACUUCGACCACGCGGUUAUGGGACAGCUGUGUGCCCUGCAGCGGCAACUGGACGCGUUCCACCCGGAGCCCUACGGCGAGGCGGGCAAUCUGUUCCUGCUGCUGGCAGUCAAGAAGGGACUCAUAGCGUUCCCCCAGGAACUCAAGAAGGCCUACGUCUCCAGGUACUCCGGCCAGGCGCCGGUGGAGGCCGACGCCGACCGCUACGCCAAGGUCUUCCUCACCGUAGUGCCCAUCAUGUUCGACACCCUCACUCAGCUGCGGCGGAACUGCAGGACCGGCGGCAGGUGGAGGGAUUACAAGAUUAACAUGACCAAUCAACUCGGCCAGUUCCUCCACCGCUGCGGCUACAGCGUCUCCUCCCCCGCCGACCAGGACGGCGAGCUUAGGAGAGACGAUGAGUGCCACGGCGCUCACGUCCACAACCACCUGGGCGACGGCACCUAUUACCUCGUCAGGGAGGAGGACGAGGCCGAGAAAAGGAACGACCACCACAGCCUCCUCAGGAGGCUCACCGACCACCUCCACCACUACUACCGUUGCUGCCACCUCAAGACGCAUCCCGCACCCCGGCCGCCGUGCUCAGUGUACGAGAUGCUCACUUGGGUAUGCGGCCUCAAGCACAACCCAGUGUACCAGGCACUCACGGCUGAAGCGCUGCCCUCCCUGUUCCAGACAGACGACAUGCCUCCAGCCGGGGACUCACUGCUGCCCGUCACUGAGCUCGGCGCCCUGGCGCUGCCCGCCCACCCGCAGCACAUCACUCUCACUUCCCUCACCGACGCACUCACGGAGGUCUGCCACAAGGCGCAUUCAGUGCUCACCACGUUACUCGGCUUCGGCCAUGCUAAAGGCAUCUACGCCGUCGACUUCAACACCAACCCCGGAGGCCUGCUGUAUCCCCGUGACACGGACACAUUGCUCUGCCUGCUCUUCGACGUCAUCAAACGCCUCCACCACCAGCUGUAUUUCCUCUACCGCCGAUGCCUCUACAACGCCCGGCACGGCGGAUGGCUCGACUGCUGGUACGGCCGGGGCGUCGGUGGCUCAGCGUGGAGGUGCAACACCAUGCAGUGUGCCAACCAAAUGUGUGACCAACAGUGCAACCAAAUAUGUAACCAAAUAUGUAACCAAACGUGUGACCAACACCCCAAGUGCGGCGUCAAGUCGCCGCUCCAGUCGUUCCUAGAGGACGGCCUGGUGGGCUUCCUGCCUCACGCUGUUACACCCAAGGACACCUGUGUCAAGUGCUCCGCCUGUGACACCAAGUCACCCGGCCUGCCCUGCAAGACGCCCAUGGGCUUCGCCCACAUCACCCGCCUGGCCUCCCGUGCCUCCACAGGCCGACGCCUCAUGGACGCCCUCGGCAAAUUCUGCGGCGGCGCUUCGGCGCCCCUCACCAGGCUAUGCGCCCAACUCAACUGCCUCCUCACCCGGCCACCGAGGACGCCAGCCGAUCUCUUCGCCUUCCUUUUCAACCUCCCACGUGACUGGCCUAGCAGCACCGAGCACCGUAAGGCGGUCUUCGAGGAGGCUGUCGCCUCUGCCUGCUUCCGGCGGCGGGGCGUCUCACUGGACGUCACUCAACUCUUCCGCACCAGCCAACACGGCACCGACCAGAAUAUGCCUCACCUCACCGGCGACCUCUUCGCCCUCGUCAGCUGCAACGCCACUCCACGCUCCACCGCCGCCCACCCCUGCGGACCCUUCCUCAAGCCCAUAUGCCACGACGUCCGCGCCACCUUCGCCAGGGAAUACGCUCACCUCUACCUAUCCUGGGUGGUCUACCUCACGGAGACAUUCUACGACCUGCUUAAGCAACUGCUGCAAGACUGCGAGCGCAACUGCGCCGACGUCACGUCCAACUGCCACGCCAGGAGCUGCGCCCAUGACUGCUCUGCCAAGCAACGUCCAAUGGCCCAGGGCUCCAACCACCUUCCCUCAUGCCCCUCCAUCGCCGACUGCGACCACUCCACGCCCACACUCUUCCGCUACGGCUUCGUGCUCAGGGACGUCCACAGCCUCGCCGGCUCUACCCACGGACUCCACGCCAAGCGCACCUGCGAGGAUCUCUGCAUCACGCUCCAAGCAGCCGUAAGGCAAAUGAACCCGCUCCACAAGCUGGCACACGACACCAUCCCCGAGUUCCUCUUCCACAUCCGCCUACCCUUCCUCCUCACCCUGGCAGCGCUCUGGCUCACCGCCCUCGCCUACAUCCUCGUCUCACUCCUCUACCGCAUGGACGUCUUGCGCAUCCGCUCCCACCUUCUCACCACCAGGGCCUCCCACCUCAUCGACGUCAAGGCGCUGCUCGCCGGAAGCCGCAGGAUGCUCUCACUCUACAAGGACGUCGACUACUUCGACGACGACUUCCACUCCCUCCUUCAUCCCUCCUUUCAGUGGAUUGAGGCUGCGGACGCCGCCAUCAAGGCGGCUAAGGUGAAGGCGGAAAAUGUGCAUGACAACUUGGAUCAUAGUGAUAAUAAUGGUGAUCCAAAGACUCCGAUUGGUCAGGGGGUUAAGCAGAUUAAGGAUGCUAAAGGAAAAGUUAGUCAAGUUGAUGGUCAGUUGAAACGUAUUCACAGUGAUUUAGGUAACUGGAAAGAUGCGGCAAGCGGCGUCCUUGAGACAGCGGUUAGUAAGGCUGGAGAUGUGCGUGAAAAGUUGGAUCCUAAUCAGAAAGAUGACAUGCAUCCUAUUGGUCACAACAUUGACAAGAUUCACACUUCCAACGAAGCGAUUAAAGAAGCAAAUUCGCAACUUAAAUCACAAGUCGACAGCCUUAGUAAUUGGAUCGACACCGCGGAGGAGAUCCGCCAAAAGGCCCAGCAGAAAGCGGAAGAGGCUUAUAAAAGCUAA